This is a messenger RNA of Psammomys obesus (fat sand rat), 2046 nucleotides long. RefSeq names its product potassium voltage-gated channel subfamily H member 5 (gene Kcnh5). Gene Ontology annotation, cellular component: membrane. The transcript is spliced from 10 exons. Lineage: Eukaryota; Metazoa; Chordata; Mammalia; Rodentia; Muridae. Gene Ontology annotation, molecular function: voltage-gated potassium channel activity. Bases 1 to 2046 code for a protein of 681 amino acids. Gene Ontology annotation, biological process: potassium ion transmembrane transport; regulation of membrane potential. The record is from RefSeq and is a predicted model, not a curated record.
AUGCCGGGGGGCAAGAGAGGGCUGGUGGCGCCGCAGAACACAUUUUUGGAGAACAUCGUCAGGCGCUCCAGUGAAUCAAGUUUCUUACUGGGAAAUGCCCAAAUUGUGGACUGGCCUGUAGUUUAUAGUAAUGACGGUUUUUGUAAACUCUCUGGGUAUCAUCGAGCUGAUGUAAUGCAGAAAAGCAGCACUUGCAGUUUUAUGUAUGGAGAACUGACUGACAAGAAGACCAUUGAGAAAGUCAGGCAGACGUUUGACAACUACGAGUCAAACUGCUUUGAAGUUCUUCUGUACAAAAAAAACCGAACCCCUGUUUGGUUUUACAUGCAAAUCGCACCAAUAAGGAACGAACAUGAGAAGGUGGUGUUGUUCCUGUGUACCUUCAAGGAUAUUACACUGUUCAAGCAGCCCAUAGAGGAUGACUCAACGAAAGGUUGGACAAAAUUUGCCCGGUUGACACGGGCUUUGACAAAUAGCCGGAGUGUUUUACAGCAGCUUACACCAAUGAAUAAAACAGAAACAGUCCACAAACAUUCACGACUGGCUGAAGUUCUUCAGCUGGGGUCAGACAUCCUUCCUCAGUACAAGCAAGAAGCGCCAAAGACGCCACCACACAUCAUUUUACACUAUUGUGCUUUUAAAACUACCUGGGACUGGGUGAUUUUAAUUCUUACCUUCUACACCGCCAUCAUGGUCCCUUACAAUGUUUCUUUCAAAACCAAGCAGAACAAUAUAGCCUGGCUGGUGCUGGACAGCGUGGUGGACGUGAUUUUUCUGGUUGACAUCGUUUUAAAUUUUCACACAACUUUUGUGGGGCCGGGUGGAGAGGUCAUUUCUGACCCUAAGCUCAUAAGGAUGAACUAUCUGAAAACUUGGUUUGUGAUUGAUCUGUUGUCCUGUUUACCUUAUGACAUCAUCAAUGCCUUCGAGAACGUGGAUGAGGGAAUCAGCAGUCUCUUCAGUUCUUUAAAAGUGGUCCGCCUCUUACGCCUGGGCCGAGUUGCUAGGAAACUGGACCAUUACCUGGAAUAUGGAGCGGCGGUCCUUGUGCUCCUGGUGUGUGUGUUUGGACUGGUUGCUCACUGGCUGGCCUGCAUCUGGUACAGCAUCGGAGACUAUGAAGUCAUUGAUGAAGUCACCAACACCAUUCAAAUAGACAGCUGGCUCUACCAGUUGGCCUUGAGCAUUGGGACUCCGUAUCGCUACAAUACCAGUGCUGGGAUCUGGGAAGGAGGACCCAGCAAGGACUCCCUGUAUGUCUCCUCCCUCUAUUUCACCAUGACGAGCCUUACAACCAUAGGAUUUGGAAAUAUAGCUCCAACCACAGACGUGGAAAAGAUGUUCUCAGUGGCCAUGAUGAUGGUUGGCUCUCUUCUUUAUGCAACUAUUUUUGGAAACGUCACCACCAUUUUCCAGCAAAUGUACGCUAACACCAACCGUUACCACGAGAUGCUGAACAAUGUUCGAGAUUUCCUGAAACUGUACCAGGUUCCGAAAGGCCUUAGCGAACGUGUCAUGGAUUACAUUGUCUCAACAUGGUCAAUGUCAAAGGGCAUCGACACGGAGAAGGUUCUCUCCAUCUGUCCCAAGGACAUGAGAGCUGACAUCUGUGUGCAUCUGAACCGGAAGGUUUUUAAUGAACAUCCCGCAUUUCGAUUGGCCAGUGAUGGAUGUCUGCGUGCCUUGGCAGUGGAGUUCCAAACUAUUCACUGUGCUCCUGGGGACCUGAUUUACCACGCUGGAGAGAGUGUGGAUGCCCUGUGCUUUGUGGUGUCGGGGUCCUUGGAAGUUAUCCAGGAUGACGAGGUGGUGGCCAUUUUAGGGAAAGGUGAUGUGUUCGGAGACAUCUUCUGGAAGGAAACCACCCUUGCUCAUGCGUGUGCCAAUGUCCGGGCCCUGACUUACUGUGAUCUGCACAUCAUCAAGAGAGAAGCCCUGCUCAAGGUCCUUGACUUCUAUACAGCAUUUGCAAACUCAUUUUCAAGGAAUCUCACUCUCACUUGCAAUCUAAGGAAGCGGGUAUGUUGCAUCUUCUUUCCCUUAUGA